ACAACAAGUAAUUAUCAAAAACAGCAACAAUGUCCGCCCACUUGCAAGGCGGAAAAGUGGACGUUUCUCUCAUACAGACUUUCGCCAGGAAAAACUUGUUGAAUCUCCUGGAAAAAUGUCCAGGCAAGAAGGCUAUUGUAUGGGACAAUUCUUUGGCUGGCCCAGUUGGACUGGUAGCUCAAUAUCGAAUACUCAGGGAACAUUCAGUUACUAAAAUGUACCCUCUAAGGGACACACCCCUGCCUGAGUCCGAUGUCGACCAUGUCAUAUUUAUAUCCAGGCCUAAGUUGCAGCUUAUGGAUUAUAUAUCGCAGAACGUGUAUGCGGAUUGUAAGACGAGGUCUGGGUCUAAAAAGUCUUAUCAUUUGUUUUUUGUACCCAAAAAGAGCCUUUUGUGUAUUGAACGGUUAAAACACAACCGAGUCCUUGGUAAUUUGAUACUUAUUGAAGAGUUUCGUUGUCAGUUAUUCCCCUUUGAUUGUGAUGUAAUGUCCAUGGAGAUUCCCGAAGUGUUCAGAGAAUACACAUUGGAGAAUGACCCUACUUAUUUAUAUCAAAUUGCCCAAGCUAUAAUAUUUUUGCAAAAGAUAUACGGACCAAUUCCAAAAGUUUGGGGCAAAGGUGUAGCAGCCAAACAGGUGUGGAACCUCGUCAACAGACUACAAAGAGAGGACGACAAGAAGAGUGAAGACAACAAAACAAACAUAACCAGCUGCAUAGACCAAAUUCUAUUAAUAGACAGAAGCAUCGAUUUGAUCACUCCUUUGGCCACCCAGCUAACAUACGAGGGCCUCAUAGACGAAAUAUUCGGCAUCAACAACUCCACAGCCAACUUCCCAAUAGAAAACUUCCUGAGCGCCGAAGAGCGCACCAGCGAGUCCCUGAACGAGGACAAGAAACAGUUGAUUUUGAACUCCGCCGAUCGUUUGUUUGCCGACUUGAGGGAUAAGAAUUUCAAUGCGGUGGGUGGCCACCUGUCGAAGCAGGCGAAAGCUAUUAGUUCGCAGAUGGAACGUAUGGCGCACGACAAGUCGGUGCACGAGAUGAAGCUGUAUGUGCAGAGGCUGCCCCAGAUGCUUGCGCAGAAGACCAGCCUGGCACAUCACACCGCAAUUGCCGAGUGCAUUAAAGAAGUGACUGACAGUUACGAAUUUCUGGAGACUUUACAAACGGAGCAAGAGUUUUUGAACUGUAUAGAAGUGGACAAGCCUUGUGGCCACAUAGAAGACAUGAUUGCCCAAAUGCAGCCACUGGUAAAAGUCUUGCGAUUGAUGUGUUUGCAAUCAGUGGCAAGUUCUGGUCUUAAGCCUAAAGUUCUGGAGGGUUACAAGAAAGAUUUGGUCCAGGUGUAUGGUUUGGAAGCUUUACUGGCAAUAUCUAAACUAGAAAAAGUCGGCUUGUUAAAGCUACAAUCAGGCACCAGGCAGUACACAGUUUUAAGAAAAGCCUUGCGAUUGACAGUGGAAGACACCUCAGAGCUAAAUCCAAAGGACAUCAGCUACGUGCAUAGCGUGUACGCCCCCCUGAGCGUCCGGAUAUGUGAACGUGCAGCCGGAACCGGGGCUGGAGGACGUGCCCAUCUUCAAGACGUCCUCGGACUACUGCCCGGACCAACGGUGGACGAAACAUUGCCCGUCAACCCUUCCAAUGGCACGUCUGACUCACCUUCUGUUGUUCUUGUGUUCUUUAUUGGCGGGUGCACUUUUGCUGAGAUUUCGGCGUUACGUUUUCUAUCGCAGCAAGAAGACUCCAACGUUGAGUUUGUGGUGGCAACAACAAAACUUAUAAACGGGGACACAUUUUUGAACACUAUCAUUGAAAAAUAGUUUUAUAUUUAAUUAUUGUAUUAAUUGAUUGUUAUAAAAUUGUUAUAAUUUCCAUUUAACAUCUCAGAAUAUGUAAUUUAUGUAUUUGUGAUAUUUAAGAUUGAAAUGUAUGCAUAAAUUUAUUAUAAUUUAAUUCUGAUUUUAAAAAUAAAUAAAACAAUUGUAUAAAUAAAGGUACCAGUGCCAUUUCCUAAGAUGUUUUAAAUUAAAUUUUGAUGGUUGAUGGUGGAUGAAACUUCCUAAGAUAUGUAUAAAAUUAAAGCAGUUGUGAGACUUCCUACGAUAUUUUGAAUAAAAAGUUUUAACACUUCCUCAGCAA
Messenger RNA from Aethina tumida (small hive beetle), 2145 nucleotides. It is a transcript of the gene car, whose product is annotated as vacuolar protein sorting-associated protein 33A. The transcript is spliced from 8 exons. Bases 30 to 1826 code for a protein of 598 amino acids. Gene Ontology annotation, biological process: intracellular protein transport; vesicle-mediated transport. The record is from RefSeq and is a predicted model, not a curated record. Gene Ontology annotation, cellular component: CORVET complex; lysosome. NCBI's taxonomy places the organism in Eukaryota, Metazoa, Arthropoda, Insecta, Coleoptera, Nitidulidae.